CUAAUUUCAGCUAUAAAUAAGAGUCUUCAGCUAUAAACUAGGGUAUUAGAGAAGAGAAAUAGACAACCAGCGGUAUUCUUCAUAUUUAUCUCUUUGUUUUCAGUUUUAUUUUAGUUAAGGGGUAAAGGGUCGUAUUCGCUAGCGUUUGAGAAGGAGCAUCAUCCCCAGCCGAACGCACAGCAAUCUGGUCCAACAUCCCUGCCUAUUCCUCAAAGGUAGGCCCUGAUUAAAUAAUCCUUAACUGUCUGAUCAUCCAUGUUGCAACGAUUCUCCUGUACUGUACGAUUCUCCCGGGGAGCUCGACGAUCUAGAUGGAGAUGACGGGGUCUCUCCCUGUGCCCAGCGUGCAGGCCAUGGUGGCCGCUGGUCGUCAUGCACCAGUGCCACCAAGGUAUCUCCGUCCAGAUCUGGCCGCGGAUGUCGUCGUUGCCGACGACGCGACGACCAUCCCCAUCAUCGACUUCCAGCGACUGCUGCUGGUCGACCCAGAGGAAUCUGCGCGCCUCCAUGCGGCCUGCCAGGACUGGGGCUUCUUCCAGAAGAUGUGCACGCAGCUGAUAAACCACGGUGUUCCGGACGAUGUGAUGGAGGCGAUGAAGGCCAGCAUCCAGUCAUUCUUCGCGCUUCCUGCGGAGGCCAAGCAGCAGUACCGUCAGCAGGCAGGCCAGCUGGAGGGGUACGGCCAGCUGUUCGUCGUCUCCGAGGACCAGAAGCUGGACUGGGCCGACGUCCUCUACCUCAACACGCAGCCGCCCGAGCACCGGAACCUCAGCUUCUGGCCUGCUGGUGAGAGCUUCAGGCAGACGCUGGACACCUACUCCGCCGCCGUCAAGCACGUCGCCGACCGCCUGCUGGGAGCCAUGUACAUGAACCUGGGCCUCCAGCUGAGCAUCAUGGACAUGGACCCGGAGCGGGGUGCCGGGAUACAGUCGGUGAGGAUGAACUACUACCCUCCCUGCGCUGAAGCGGCGGACAAGGUCCUGGGCUUCUCUCCGCACUCCGACUCGGACCUUCUCACCCUCGUCCUCCAGGUCAACCAGCUCCAGGGCCUGCAGAUCAAGAGGCCGCCCGACGGCGGCGGUGCCUGGGCCUGGCUUCCCGUCACGCCGCUGCAGGGCGCCUUCGUCGUCAACGUCGGGGACGUCCUCGAGAUCUUCACCAACGGGAGGUACAGGAGCGUCGAGCACCGGGCUCUAGUCAACGCCCACACGGAGCGCUUGUCCAUCGCGGCGUUCCACUCUCCCAGCAUCCAUGCCACCAUAGGGCCGCUGCCGGAGCUCCUCGGGGACCAGGAGGUGCCCAAGUAUAAGACGCUGGACCACCAAAGCUUCAUUACGCUCUUCUUCUCCGCCAAGCUCCAGGGCAAGAGCUUCUUGGAACGGAUGAAGAAGCUUUCGUAGAGCCAAUCGGACGGACCGGAAAGUUAAGCAGGCCGACGUAAAGUCGGAUUACAUGUUAUCGGUUCGGCCAUAGCAAUAUAGCACGCAUGUAUGUCCGGAUUAAUUUGGUGACCGACGAGACUAGUUUUGUCUACCAAUUCACUUUUACAUCGAUUUUUAAAUAUAAAAAACUUACAAAACCUGUAUUAGAGUUGUUUUC
This is a messenger RNA of Zea mays, 1599 nucleotides long. RefSeq names its product naringenin,2-oxoglutarate 3-dioxygenase. The record is from RefSeq and is a predicted model, not a curated record. The coding region runs from base 312 to 1400 and encodes 362 amino acids. NCBI's taxonomy places the organism in Eukaryota, Viridiplantae, Streptophyta, Magnoliopsida, Poales, Poaceae. The transcript has 2 exons.